UUAGUGGAUUGUAGCCCCAAAUCCAAUUUUCACGACACUGUUUAAUUUUAAUGACAAAACAUGUCAAAUUUAACGAAAACAUCGGCGGCAUAAUUUGUUCGUCUUCAUGAAAAAAUGUCUUUGGAAGAUCCUUUCUUCGUCGUAAAAGAAGAGGUGGAGAAGGCUCUGCAAACGUCCAAGAAUCUUUACACACGAUGGUGCCAGUUGGCCGACCAACCCAGUCAGGUGUCUGUAGAGGAGUAUAACUGGACCACAAAUGAGCUGAGAAACAGCCUGCGCAGUAUUGACUGGGAUGUGGAGGACCUAGAGGAAACUGUCGGUAUUGUUGAAAAGAACCCCAAGAAGUUCAGAAUAGAAGUCAGUGAGUUGAAAGAGAGAAGAGACUUUAUAGAACGCACCAAAUCUGCCGUUAGGGAGAUGAAAUCUCAGAUGACCUCACCGCAAAUCCGAACUACUGAGGAUACAAAUGUCAGACAGUCCUUAUUGAACCCCAAAAGCCCCAGCAAGGUGUAUGACAAGUACUCAAGGCUGGACAUGGAGGCUGAAAGAUCACAUCAGAGUUUCAUCGACGACACAACACAACACCAACAGCUGAUUAUCAAGGAUCAAGACGAACAGUUGGACUUGAUUGGUUCCAGCGUAGGAGCACUCAAAAACAUGAGUCAUCAAAUAGGCAACGAACUGGAGGAGCAAAACAGGAUGUUGGAUGACUUUGGCCAUGAGAUGGAGGUGACAGAGUCCAGGAUGGACAACGUCAUGAAGAAGAUGGCAAAGGUGCUGCACAUGUCCUCAGACAAGCGUCAGUGCUGUGCCAUAGGAGUGUUGCUGGUGAUAUUGCUCAUUGUGAUCAUACUGCUAGUGGUGCUCUGAAUACCACAGACAGCGCCUGGGUCUUAUGGCACUUAGUGUUGUGAAGAGAAUGCCAGGGCUGCUGGUCCUGAUGAGUUAUCUUAAGAUCACUCUUUAGACAGGUGGAUCAAUACACUUAAAAUGCAUCUUAAGAUCAGUCUUGAGACAGGUGGAUCAAUACACUUAAAAUGCAUCUUAAGAUCACUCUUUAGACAGGUGGAUCAAUACACUUAAAAUGCAUCUUAAGAUCACUCUUUAGACAGGUGGAUCAAUACACUUAAAAUGCAUCUUAAGAUCACUCUUUAGACAGGUGGAUCAAUACACUUAAAAUACAUCUUAAGAUCAGUCUUGAGACAGGUGGAUCAAUACACUUAAAAUGCAUCUUAAGAUCACUCUUUAGACAGGUGGAUCAAUACACUUAAAAUGCAUCUUAAGAUCACUCUUUAGACAGGUGGAUCAAUACACUUAAAAUGCAUCUUAAGAUCACUCUUUAGACAGGUGGAUCAAUACACUUAAAAUGCAUCUUAAGAUCAGUCUUGAGACAGGUGGAUCAAUACUCUUAAAAUUCAUCUUAAGAUCACUCUUUAGACAGGUGGAUCAAUACACUUAAAAUGCAUCUUAAGAUCACUCUUUAGACAGGUGGAUCAAUACACUUAAAAUGCAUCUUAAGAUCACUCUUUAGACAGGUGGAUCAAUACACUUAAAAUGCAUCUUAAGAUCACUCUUUAGACAGGUGGAUCAAUACACUUAAAAUACAUCUUAAGAUCAGUCUUGAGACAGGUGGAUCAAUACUCUUAAAAUGCAUCUUAAGAUCACUCUUUAGACAGGUGGAUCAAUACACUUAAAAUGCAUCUUAAGAUCACUCUUUAGACAGGUGGAUCAAUACACUUAAAAUGCAUAUUAAGAUAAGUCUUGAGACAGGUGGAUCAAUACACAUAAAAUGCAUCUUUAGAUCAGUCUUGAGACAGGUGGAUCAAUACACUUCAAAUGCAUCAUAAGAUAAGUCUUAAGACAGGUGGAUCAAUACUCUUAAAAUACAUCUUAAGAUCAGUCUUUAGACAGGUGGAUAAAUACACUUAUAAUUUUAACAUCUUAAGAUCAAUUGUAAAACAUGUUGAUCAAUACACUAAAAAUGCAUAAUCGUCUUUUUAAAACAUUUAAAAUCAUCUUCUAACAUGACCUACACUCCAGGAGUGAAAUAACGUACUGCUCAAUUUUGUUUAUUACACGGGUGUUAUUACACUAGUUAUAUAACUGUGAAAUGACGUCAUUUACAAUGUUAAUAAACGGUGAAAAGAGCUCAGCAUUAAAUAAAAAGAAAAUGUGUUGGUCAUGUUAUAAAUAGAAUCUUAGAUUGUUGUCAUUUUGUAUUGAAUUUAUUAAACUCGUCAUCUAAAUAAAGAUAAAAACUCGGCUAUUUAGAUGACUCUUUUAAUAAAGUCAAUACAAAACGACAACUCAUGCAAGAUAUAUAUGUAAAAAAUAAUGCUGUAAACUUAGCUAGAUUAUUGAACUGUGUUAGCUAGCAUAAACUUUCAAAGGAGGAUCGAUUUAAUGUUUUUUUUUAUUUACAUAGAUUAGAUAAUGGCCUAAUAAUAAGUAAAUAGGUUUUUGUAACUUCUUUGAAUGCCAAAAAGUGCUAUCCCCAUUCACUGCAGAUUGGCAAAGGGUCUUGUUUGUUUUUUAAAGCUACCCUGCAGUGCAUCCUAAAUCUCUGAAUAAAGAAUGAUUCACAUCAACCAUGAGCACUUAAAAUAAUUGUUAACUAUGCAUAGAGCAGUACAGCAACUAUUGUUAAGUAUGCAAGUAAAAGGAUAGCACCUAUGUAUGUGAUAUGUCAUCAGAGUAAAAUCCUAUUGGAUUACACACCCAUAGUUGGCCAUAAAACAUGUGUUUGUUUAAACCCUUUACCUCAUAGAAACAACCCGAGAUGAAUUAGAAAAUCAAAUUAUAUUGAAGAACUUUAUUACUAAAGUCAAGUUUUAAAGGCUCCAUUUUCAACCCUUGGUACUGAUGUGCAGCAAACAGCAUAAAAGUUGAACAGACUGCGAGUUACUUGCAGGCAGUAUUGGUUUUAAUCUGUUUGCCAUUUUCACGUUGCUUCUGAGUGGGAAAGGGUUAAGUAACAUGGUUGAGAGAAAUUCUGGAAAUAUUAUUUAGCCCACCUGAGUUUUGUUACGGGUCUGUUUGCAAGAAAUCUGUGCAGGUGAAAAGAGACCAUUUGAAUAAAUGUUGUUUAGUA
Dreissena polymorpha is the source of this 3091-nucleotide messenger RNA. Its product is annotated as syntaxin-6-like. The record is from RefSeq and is a predicted model, not a curated record. The coding region runs from base 115 to 870 and encodes 251 amino acids. Gene Ontology annotation, biological process: Golgi vesicle transport. NCBI's taxonomy places the organism in Eukaryota, Metazoa, Mollusca, Bivalvia, Myida, Dreissenidae. Gene Ontology annotation, cellular component: membrane. The transcript is spliced from 9 exons.